AUGGACAAGAUCCCGCUCAACUACGAGGCGUCCGAGGGAGACACGCACAAGCGCCAGACGAGCACUUUGCCCACCGAGGUGGUUCAAUGCCUCGAGAAUGCUCGAUUUCUUCACCUGGCCACUUGCACGGACAACGUGCCCAACGUGUCCCUCAUGAACUACACCUACCUGCCCUCGUCGCCCUACUCCGACUCUCCCGUCAUCAUCAUGACCACCAACCCGGCCUCGCGCAAGACGACCAACAUCAUCGCCAACCCAAAUGUUUCUCUCCUCGUGCACGACUGGAUCUCCCACCGUCCUCCAACCCAAGGCCGUCGCAUGUCCGGCGGCUCCCCCACCCCCGAAACCCGCUCCAGCCUCGCCGCCCUCCUCCUCAACCUAAACACCUCCGCCGUGUCCAGCAUCAGCGCAACGAUAGGAGGCGCCGCGCGGAUAGCCCCCAUCGGCUCCGAGGAGGAAAAAUUCUACGUCGCGCAGCACCUCGAGAACAAUACCUUUGAGGAGGAGGGCACGCCGCUGUUCCAGCCGGUGUCGAAUACCCCAGCAGAUGAUAGUAACCGCGGCGAGAAUGAUCCGAGCGGGCAUUUCGUGGCUGGCGAGGAGGUGCGUGUCAUUGUGGUCGAUAUUCGCAACGUGAGGAUUAGCGAUUGGAAGGGUACGGUGAGGGAUUGGGAGUUGACGGCGGAUGCGCCGCUGCUUAACGGAGGUGCUUGA
Trichoderma gamsii is the source of this 714-nucleotide messenger RNA. RefSeq lists its product as hypothetical. Bases 1 to 714 code for a protein of 237 amino acids. Lineage: Eukaryota; Fungi; Ascomycota; Sordariomycetes; Hypocreales; Hypocreaceae. The transcript is spliced from 3 exons. The record is from RefSeq and is a predicted model, not a curated record. Gene Ontology annotation, cellular component: cytoplasm; nucleus.